CUUAAUCAUAUCUCAACUCGACCAGCCCAGCUAGACGAUCACAGACGAUCUCAAAUUUGGCACCACCCAAUCAACACGACCGCAUUCAUUUACCAAGAUAUAUUAACCCAUCCUUCAUCUUCAGACAUUUCUCAUUCUCUAGUCUAACAUACGUACCCUCAUCCAUUUAUAUAGUUCUCACUUACCAAUCUACAAACUUAUUGAAUUUUUCCUGCUUAUAACAACUUGUAUACUUCACUAUGAGCCCUACAAUCACCUUCGACAAAAGCGCUCCGCCACCUGCAAUUUCUGGUGACCUUUGGACUGAGACAUCGGACAAGAAGACUAGAGUGGCGCUGCGCGCUGUUUCAGAUGAUGUCUUGGCCCGUGCUUCCCUGGCUAUCAAGGUGUCCUUACCUCGCAAGAUCCUCGAGUUGACAGACAUGAUCUGUCGAUCCGAGACGGACGAGACCUCGAUUUUCCACUCCAAAUGGGACAGCCGCUGGAUCAACACCAAUGCAAUGGUGCCCAAAUCCCCCGCCUUAAUCAACAGCUUCUCGGUCAUUGGCCACACCAACAUGUCCAAUGGGGAUCAAAAGACCCACACGCGUCGGUUCAGCAUCACCCAACAAUGUAGCCCAGUCGAAACUGCGUUCUCAGUUUCUGUUGUCCGACCCCCAACUCACAUUGUUCAACUUUGGGAAGUGCUUGAAGCCCACACCCGACAGAUCAUUGACUUUUUCGAUUUGGUGCAAACUUACCUGAUUUUGAAGACUCCGGUGGCCGAGGAGGGAAACAACACCGGUGUCGAGAUCCAACAACAAUGCGCUAGAACUCUCGCUGACGCCCGAAGAUUUGUGGUAGGAUGUGAAAAUUACUUGAAGUUGUACCAUACCCAAAGAGCCAAGUUGGCGUCCAAAUGCCUUAAAUACCCCCAAUUAGAAGAUUAUCAAAGGGCCUUGACUGAGCGUGACCAUGAAGAGUGCCGAGACUGCCGUUACUUAUUGGUACGACUUAGGCUUCAAUGUCUAGCCGUCGUCGAUGUCUUACACAAGAACUUCGAGAAGGUUGAUGAUCCCAAAGGACUCUCUCGAGGUGGUGCCUCCUCUGUUGGCAUGUAUUAGAGCUUAUCCACUGAUGAAACAAUAUCAGGUUAAUAUGUCCUUCAUGGUUGAUGUCAUCUUCUCUUGCAAAUAUUUCUUCAUACUUAUGCGAUAUAUAUACAUGUACCUUGUUAAAAAUAUGUCAUCUAUUUCAAAUGUAUGCUGCAAUCUUCUACAUCUAUAUUUCACAUAUUCUCGUCAGUAUUUCGUUGCAAUUAAUUUCCAGACGCCCUCGCCAAAAUCUACCCGUGCUUUGACUAUUCU
Messenger RNA from Melampsora larici-populina 98AG31, 1346 nucleotides. RefSeq lists its product as uncharacterized. The record is from RefSeq and is a predicted model, not a curated record. Gene Ontology annotation, molecular function: endopeptidase activator activity. The transcript has 8 exons. Gene Ontology annotation, cellular component: cytoplasm; nucleoplasm; proteasome activator complex. Lineage: Eukaryota; Fungi; Basidiomycota; Pucciniomycetes; Pucciniales; Melampsoraceae. Gene Ontology annotation, biological process: regulation of G1/S transition of mitotic cell cycle; positive regulation of endopeptidase activity; regulation of proteasomal protein catabolic process. The coding region runs from base 240 to 1103 and encodes 287 amino acids.